AUAAGCAUUCAGUGGAAUUCUAUCCAUCAAAAAUUUCACAUAUCGCUUGGAACCACUGGUCCUAAUUCUGGAUGUAGUAACUGCCACAAUAUUAUUCUUCACCAGCUGCAAGAGAUGUUCAAUAAAAUACCAAACGUGGUACAAUUAUUGCAGGUACUGUUUGAUACUCAGCAGCCGUUAACUGCUAUCAACAAACUUCCCACUGUGCCAAUGCUAGGCCUCACUCAACGAAUAAACACGGCCUACCAAUGCUUUUCUAUCCUCCCUCAGUCGCCCACUCACAUCCGUUUGGCCUUUAGAAAUAUGUAUUGUAUAGACAUCUACUGUAAAAGUCGAGGUGUUGUAGCAAUACGUGAUGGAGCUUACAGUCUCUUCGACAACAGCAAAAUAGUUGAAGGAUUUUAUCCUGCACCAGGUCUAAAGACUUUCCUUAAUAUGUUUGUUGACAGCAAUCAGGAUGCGCGGCGGCGGUCAGUCAAUGAAGAUGAUAACCCACCAUCCCCUAUCGGUGGUGAUAUGAUGGACUCAUUGUUAUCCCAGCUGCAACCACAGCAGCAAUUUUCAAAGCAAACGGGAACAUCAGGUGCAUAUCCUCUUACUUCACCACCUAACUCUUAUCACAAUACAGUUGCCCCCUCUCCCAACAUGAUGCACUCGCAGUCACCAGGAAAUCUGCAUGCCGCCAGUUCUCCUAGUGGCGCACUCAGAGCACCUUCACCUGCAUCCUUUGGUCCAACCCCAUCACCCUCUUCCCUAGGAAUUUCAAUGGUUCAGACUGCAAACUUUGCUAGCCCUCAUGGUACACUAGACCCAAGUUCUCCGUACACCAUGAUGUCACCCAGCCAGCGUGCAGGGAACUGGCCAGGGUCACCUCAAGUAUCUGGUCCCUCUCCAGCAGCUCGUAUGCCUGGAAUGUCACCAGCAAAUCCAUCUCUCCACUCUCCUGUCCCCGAUGCGUCUCAUUCCCCUCGAGCUGGAACAAUGAGUACAGUUACACAAUAUAGGUUUUGUUCCACCUCACAGGGUGGUAAAGUGCAUUUAGAAAGCAGGAAGAUACAUCAGUAA
Bombina bombina (fire-bellied toad) is the source of this 1065-nucleotide messenger RNA. Its product is annotated as mediator of RNA polymerase II transcription subunit 14. NCBI's taxonomy places the organism in Eukaryota, Metazoa, Chordata, Amphibia, Anura, Bombinatoridae. Gene Ontology annotation, cellular component: mediator complex; core mediator complex. The record is from RefSeq and is a predicted model, not a curated record. Gene Ontology annotation, molecular function: transcription coregulator activity. Gene Ontology annotation, biological process: regulation of transcription by RNA polymerase II.